UCGACUUCGCGUAAGCGCUUGACGUCAGCAUAACAACAACCUGUCAUGACAGCUCGUAUGGGAGAAAACAUAUCGAUAAAGCUAUCAAAUCAUUUAAAAUAGGUUUCAGCUGGAUAGGAAAUUCCUUCUACAAGCGUGUGAGAUCCAGGAGAUACAAGGCAUUUUUGAACCCGUCAGCUAGCCAGCCGGAGACACGGGGAACAGGAUAGGGAAGCAGGGCGAGGCGGGCCCCGCGGAGCCGGUGGAGAAGAUGGCCGGCAGCCCGGAGAAGAGUUCAACCGCGCAGGAGCUAAAGGAGCAGGGGAACCGGCUGUUCCUCUGCCGCAAGUACCAGGAGGCUGCUACAUGUUACAGCAAAGCUAUUAACCGAAAUCCAUCGGUGGCAGUGUACUACACUAACAGGGCUCUGUGCCAUGUGAAGCUGCAGCAGCAUGACAAGGCUCUGGCAGACUGCAAGCAUGCACUGGAGCUGGACAGUCAGUCAGUAAAAGCUCACUUCUUCCUGGGCCAGUGUCACCUGGAGCUGGAGAACUACGACGAGGCCAUCGGCAACCUGCAGAAAGCUUACAACCUGGCAAAAGAACAGAGGCUGAAUUUUGGAGAUGACAUUCCCAGCGCCUUGCGCAUUGCAAAGAAGAAACGUUGGAAUAGCAUCGAGGAGAAGCGUAUCAACCAGGAGAACGAGCUUCAUGCCUACCUGACUAAACUCAUACUCGCCGAUAAAGAAAGAGAACUUGAAGAAUACAAAGAGAAACAGGACGACAAUCAAAAUGGAGGCGAUAUUGCCAAGAUUUCAACAAAAAAUGACAAGUAUCUAAUGGACAUGGAGGAGCUUUUCUCUCAAGUGGACGAGAAAAGAAAAAAGCGGGAGAUCCCUGAUUACCUGUGUGGGAAGAUCAGCUUUGAGCUGAUGAGGGAGCCCUGCAUCACACCCAGUGGGAUCACUUAUGAUCGCAAGGACAUUGAAGAGCACCUACAGCGAGUGGGUCACUUCGACCCGGUCACCAGGAGCCCCCUGACCCAGGACCAGCUGAUCCCAAACCUGGCAAUGAAGGAGGUGAUCGAUGCCUUUAUCCAGGAGAAUGGCUGGGUGGAGGACUACUAAAGGGACCCCCUCUCCCCCAUCCCAUCACCUCCCAUCUCUCUAUCCAUACUCCCCAUACUCAACACAAAGCCUGGACAACCCCAGACUAUAGAAGACAGAUCCCCGCCCCCCCCCCUGUCGCCUGGAUUAUGUACUUUUACACAAGUGGGAAACACCACAUUAUGGACUACCAGAGGGGAGCCACGUAUCUCGGUUUGCCUCUUACCCCCCACACAUUUUAUCUUUGCUGUAAAACUCCCGCUCAUACUUUCUGAGGCUCUGCUGCUCCCUUUAAAACCCCUGUCAAAACCCCCGUCAUCUCAUUCUGCUCCUUCUUGACCGCCUCUCCUCCUUCCUCUUCCCUUCUGUCAUGCUGUAUCAACUCUCUCCAGCCUGACUCCCUUCUUUACUCUCAACAAGGGGCCACACUCUCAGGUCUCUCUCUCUCGCUCCCUCCCUCCUCUGCCUCUCUCUCUCUCUUUCUCUGAGUGCCACAAUCCUUGGAAAGCAUCAGCAUUUGCACUCCAGUGUUUCACACACACACACACACACACCACCAAUAUUAAGAUAUUACACAUGGUGGGUAAAUCCAUUAAGAAAUAGGCCUUGUAUUUGGCGUUUACUUUAGUGUUUCUUACUCAUUGGAGCAUUUGUCCAAUUCUUAAUGUAUAUUUGCUAAAGUGGGACCUGAAAUGCCAAAACCCCUUUCUCCAUGAAGGUGUAUGCAAGUUUCACAUGAUGGUAAUUGAAGAAUAGUCAUUUAGACGUGAGGAAUCAAGUCUCCUCUCGACCUGCAGGUGGCGCCCCAAACAUACCUGCUCAUGUCACCAUACUGCAAGACUCUUAAGAGGACUGUUGGUUUUGGUUCUUAGCAUAUCAAUCACACCCCAUUACAGACAAUUUAAAUGAGUUGAAUGUAUGCAUACUGUACUCUUUAGGUUUAGGCUCGACCUACAGUAAUUCAAAAUGUUUUUUAUCGGGACAAUACAAGGACUUCAUGUAAAACGGCCUUGAACUGGAUGCUGAAACGGAAAUGACCGCUGCAUACAACAAAAAAAAAGUUUUCACAUUGCUGGAUAUGAAUAGAAAAUGUUUGAAUAUUGAUAGAGGACAUUAGCUGUUGAGAAAACCUGCUCUGAAGAACGGUCUGUGCUGUGUGUGUUGUUCAUGCAAACAAAAAUGUGCUUGGUGCGUUGUGUUUGGCUCGUGCCGUUUGCCUGGAAUGACCGUGGACGCUCACUUCAAGCAUGACGUGAUUCUUGUUUUCCUUUGCAAAGGCAGGAAGAUGGGUGUCAGUGGUCUCGACGUUUAACUGUUAGUGUUACGCGCCUUCUAAUGGUUGCAACAGCUUCUGUAAACCAAUCACCAGUGUGGGACGCAGGGGUUUGAGGUGCUAGUGUCGAUGUAACAACGCCCGUGUUAAAAAUGCUGGAAGAGUUCGACUAUCUAUUUCUCAUCCUUACCUCAGUACAACGUUUUUGGGUGCUGGUUCCCUUUCUGUAAAGCACAUUUUCAUUUCAUCAGUUUACAGGUUAUUUUUCAGUCGAAUGUGCGUCCGUGGUUAAUAAGGCCUGUCGGUGGUUCGUGUUGGGCGGGGUGCAGGUAGUGUAAAUAAUUAGCUUGUGUAUCUCAGAUUUUAUUUCUUGACAAAAUAGGGUUCUUUUUUUUUCUUCUUUUUCUUGAGAAAUCCUAGAGCUUGAGAAACUGUAUUAAAUGUAGAUAUGUUGAUAACAUAAAUGCCUGGUUCAGUUUUCAUUUGCCCCCAUUAAACCGUGAACUUUGAGUUUGUUGUUGUUCUGAAUCCGUACAGAUACCAACAUAUCGCUGCUGUACUACAAACAUGAGCAGUGACACAAGCCCUGCAAUAAAGGCACAUUUGUUGAAGUUA
This is a messenger RNA of Eleginops maclovinus (Patagonian blennie), 2972 nucleotides long. It is a transcript of the gene stub1, whose product is annotated as STIP1 homology and U-Box containing protein 1. The coding region runs from base 251 to 1105 and encodes 284 amino acids. The transcript has 8 exons. Gene Ontology annotation, cellular component: Z disc; cytoplasm. Gene Ontology annotation, biological process: proteasome-mediated ubiquitin-dependent protein catabolic process; protein polyubiquitination; positive regulation of proteolysis. The record is from RefSeq and is a predicted model, not a curated record. Gene Ontology annotation, molecular function: protein-folding chaperone binding; ubiquitin protein ligase activity. NCBI's taxonomy places the organism in Eukaryota, Metazoa, Chordata, Actinopteri, Perciformes, Eleginopidae.